This is a messenger RNA of Rana temporaria (common frog), 13080 nucleotides long. Its product is annotated as fibrocystin-L-like. The record is from RefSeq and is a predicted model, not a curated record. NCBI's taxonomy places the organism in Eukaryota, Metazoa, Chordata, Amphibia, Anura, Ranidae. Bases 138 to 12821 code for a protein of 4227 amino acids. The transcript has 79 exons.
UGGUGGAGAAAAGCAGUGUGUGAAAAACUCAACCAAGCUGUCAUCCAACUCAACAAUUCCAUCACUUCAAAAGGCUGAAUCCCAUCAGGUCUACACUACCAGCCCGUGGCUGGCGGUGAGCACUGAGUGGCAGUACCAUGCAUCUGGUGAUAUCUCUUCUCCUACUCACCAUCCACUAUACACAUGGAAAACUGAUGGUCUCUGAAAUCAAGCCAACAUAUGGCAGUGUGAAUGGAGCAACAAGGCUUACCAUCAAGGGGCAAGGCUUUGCAGAAGCCAACCAGUUUGAUUAUGGAAAUGGAAAUACCAACCUGGGGAACAGUGUCCAGCUUGUCUCCUCCACCCGUUCAAUCCCCUGUGAUGUGGAGAAAGAUGCCAGUCACUCAACACAAAUAACCUGUUACACCAGGCCUAUGCCAGCAGAUUCCUACAUGGUGAGAGUGAGUGUAGAUGGAGUACUCGUGGACCCCAGCAACAUUUGCUAUGGUUACUAUCAGUAUUGGUGGUGCAUGUUUCAGACGCAUUUGAGCUUUACUCCUGUUAUAAAUAGCAUAUCUCCUUUAAGUGGACCACCAGGUUCCAUGAUCACUAUUGUUGGCAAAAUCUUUACUGAUGUCUACGGCAGUAAUACUGCUUUGAGUUCCAAUGGGAAAAAUGUCAGAAUACUAAGGGUUUAUGCCGGAGCAAUGCCAUGUUUGCUGCUAGUACCCAAUUCUGACACACUGUAUGGAUUACAACUAGACAGUGCAAAUAGUGAUGCUGGUUCCAUGAUAUGUCAUGAUACUGGCACCUAUGUUGGUCAUCACAAUAUCAGCUUUAUUUUGGAUGACCGUUAUGGACGGAGUUUACCAAGUCUCUCCACAUACUUUGUGUCUUCCCUCAAUAAAAUGUAUAUGUUCCAGACCUACGCAGAGGUAACCGGGAUUUUCCCUACUUCUGGAAGCGUGCAAGGAGGCACAGUGAUCACAAUCAAUGGACGGUUCUUCGACGAGACUGACUUUCCAGCCCGAGUUCUUGUAGGAGGUCAGGAAUGUCAAGUUUUCAGUCUAAAUGAUACAACAAUCCUUUGCAAGACGCCACCAAAGCCGCCUGUGCUUCCUUUGCUCUUUCCAGGAAACCGAGGGAUGAAGAUGGAAAGGUGGAAUGGCAGUUUUAGCUUGAAUAACGCUUUGAAUUUCAAUAAAAGUUCCGCUGGCUAUUUUGGCACCACCUGGCUUGAUGGAGCUUCCAAGUCCUGGCCUACAGAAACCUCUCCUUUUAUUGCUCGGUUGACCGGCUUCUUGGUACCCCCAGAGACAGAUUACUACAACCUGUAUAUCAGGGGGGAUGAUAACUAUAUGCUAUACUUCAAUGAAACAGGAGACCCAGCAAGAAAGGUGAAAGUGGCCUAUGGUAGCACAUCGAAUUAUCAGAGAUCACAGACUUUCUUACUGCAGAAGGGAAAACCUUGUUACAUGGAAGUCUACAUUCAGAACUCCUACGGUCCUUCAGCCAUUGAUGUGGGUCUGUACCAACACAAAAGCUCAUACACCCGCGAUCAAACUCCUGAUGCACUGAAUGACAUACAGAACAUAGAUUCUCAUGUUGAUACAGUUCUGGAGCAGCAGGUUAUUACAUUACAAAAUUGGAACACAACCCAACAAGCAGUAGAUGCAGUUCAGUCAAUUACAGUCACUAAAAAUUGUAUUGGUCCAUGUCCAUACAUGUAUUACAAACUCAUCUUUGGGGCAGAAGAAACAGGUCUGUUGUCAGCUGAUGCAAGCACUACCGAUGUUCAGUCGGCAUUAAAUAAACUGCUGUCUAUACAGCCAGAUACAGUCAGUGUGGUUAUGGAAACGAAUGACACCCAAAAUGUGUAUACAGUGACCUUCAAUUCAAAAAGAGGAGAAUUCCCAUUGCUUUCAUAUAACAUUUUGUAUGGAAGCAAUAUGACUGUGGAUAUUGAAGAGCAAACAAAAGGUGCUGCAGAUAUGGAAACCUUCACGCUGGUGUGGGACAGUGUUUAUUCCAAAGCCCUGCCUAGAAAUGCAUCAGCCGCAGAGGUGCAAUCAGCUUUAUUAGACAUGGCUAGCGGAAAAUGCACUGAUGUAAUUGCCAAUCAAAAGGAAGGAUUAUCUGUCAAGUACUUCAGGAACUAUGAAUCAGAUUUCACUUCGUCUUCAUAUAGGGGCUCUGUGACAUCUGAGACUGAGCCGUUCUGUGGACGAAAUUCCUUAAAGAAUCCUUCUGUAUUGUAUGAUUCAACAGAAGUGAAAUCAUCAACCCAAAUGCCAUAUGGACCCAUUUCAUUAACUUUAUAUAGAAAGCUUUGCCUUGCGUACAAGGGUGACCUCUUAAAUAAAAUUGUUAUGUCUUUUCAAUAUGAAGACACUAUCUCCCCUGGAACGGUUUCCACCAUUAAUGCAGAAUUUGUUUACAACAUGGUUCAAGGAUCCAGCUGGACAUACACGUGCAUCGACUUGUUGGACCUUGUAAAAUCAAAGUACUCUGGAAAAAACUUCAACCUGCUUACUGUCCGCAUAACGGCAAACCAAGAUUUCUAUGUGGAUGUCUUGUACAUCGGACAAGCGGUGACAACAAGUGACGUCCCAGUUCCCAGGAGAAGACCAGCCUUAUCAAAGAUUGGGGUUGUGAUCAGUAGCAUUGCUGUGACCAGCACAUUUAGUACAUCUGUAAUCCAGUAUACCAUCACCAUAACACCAUACAACUGCGGGUAUAAUUUUCCGCUUAUUGCUGUAGGAUUUGCUGAGGGUAUUCAGAACAACGCUGAUUCAGCCAUCUAUCGCGCAUCAACCUGGUCUGAAGGGAUAUCAAUACGAAUCAACAGAACUCAAACAGCUUCUCCACCUGUUGGAGGCACAUUCAGUAUUGUGGGUCAGGGGAACAAAAUUACAGGUCUUCCUGUAGACUUAGAUCCAAUUAAUCUAAAGUCUGCCCUAGAAGCUAUUCCAGAAAAUGGUCAGGUUACUGUUUCAGCAAGAUAUGGAGAUUGCAGAGGAUACUCCUAUCAGAUAAACUUUAUGACAGCUACAGGCUACCAGCCUCCUAUACAGAUCAACGACUCAGCCGUCACUGGAUUAAAUGCUAAAAUGUAUUCCGUAAAAGUGGUGGACGGAGGCCUGUUCCGUCAGCAUAUGCUUGGAGACCUUGUGAGGACACCACAUGCAACACCGCAGGUUGAAGUCUACAUCAAUGGAAUUCCAUCAAAAUGUACUGGAGACUGUGGUUAUACCUGGAAUGUGACAGCAACUCCAAAGAUAAUCUCUAUUAGUACAGAGUGGAAUGGAGAUGUUGAAGUCCUUAAAAUAAAUGGAACUGGAUUCUCAAACAGUAAUAGUAAUGAUACCACUUCUGUUACUAUUGGCAACAUUACCUGCCCCAUUCUUAAUAUUACCGCCAAUGAGAUCAGAUGUCUGGUACAGAACGCAAGUGCGGGGACCUUCCCGAUCACCGUGUACAUCUCAGGGGUUGGUCUGGCAACGUUUUCUGGUGGAAACCUAACCCUUACCCAAGAGCUGUCUGUUUUAUCCAUCACACCAUCAGCAGGAAGCUUAGCAGGGGGCACACUGGUAACAAUUCAUGGCAGAGGAUUUGGCGAUGACUCUGCAGUACAAAUUGGUGGCAAUGUCUGCGCUAUUAACUUCAUCAACCUGACUAUGAUUCAGUGCAGGACUUCAGCGGGAUCUGCUGGACUUGCCAAUGUUGUUGUUUUUACCGGAGGCUUUAAUAGCACCUUACAGAAUGCAUUUAGUUUUAUUUCGGACUUUGCUCCAACUAUAACUGGAAUCAGCCCAAACAUCAGCAGUGUUCUGGGUAACACAACCCUGACUAUAUUAGGAUCGGGCUUUAGCAAUGCAUCAGCAGACAACGCUGUGUUCAUCGGAAAAUCAUCUUGUGAACAGAUAGAGUGGACACCGACAAGCAUUACAUGUGUCCUUCCUGCUCUUCCUCCUGGGACCUACCCAGUCCUGGUCCAUGUGGCCAAUUGGGGAUAUGCAGUUUCCAGCUCAGGCAUUGAGGCAUCAAUAAAGUACAAUCUAUAUGUGGACAGCAUCUCUCCAGAGUAUGGAUCCAUGUACGGAGGAUCUCAAGUCACAUUGAGAGGAUCGGGAUUCAGUUCUAACCCCCAAGAUAACCUUGUACAAAUCGGCUCCUUCCCAUGCAAUGUUUCUGUUAGCUCAGCCACUGAGUUGACCUGUGUGAUUCAGGGACCUGGAAAUAUCUUCAAUGUCACUAACAAUGGAAGCAAUACACAAUACGGUGCUGGCUAUGCUUGGUCUCCAUCAACACUGGAUAUAUCUGUAGGUGACACUGUAGUCUGGACAUGGAACUCCCAGCCCUUAAUAAUGGGUAUUGGAUAUAGAGUAUUUUCAGUGUCAGGUCCUGGCAACCUUACCUUUGAUGGCAAUGCCUUCAACAGUGGACCUCAAGUGUCAUCAGGCGUCUUUUCCUACAAGUUCACAUCUCCAGGAACCUAUUACUACAGCAGUGGUUACGUCAAUAAUGCACAGACAUUAUACAUGCAGGGGGUGGUCUAUGUCUCUCCACUCAAAGAAACCAUCAGUGCAGUACAGGUGACAGUUGGAGGAUUUGAAGCUGAUUAUGUACCAGAUCCCCUUUUACCUUCACCAGCUGCUGACUGUGCCGCUCCAGAACCUAUUUGUCCACAGCUAAUUGAUGGUACAUCAAGCAACUAUUCCCUUUGGUUUGGGUACUCUAACUGUUACUCACCUUCCAUUACCAGCAUUACACCAACCUAUGGAACAAUUCAUGACCCAAUAACCAUACUGGGAUCUGGCUUCAGCAACGUCACAUGUGCUAACCAGGUUUCAGUUGGAAAUUACCCGUGCAAAGUCCUGUUCGCCGAUAAAACUUCAAUAACCUGCGAGAUAGAUCCUCAGGACUCCAUGAAUAUUGGAAUUGCAGAACUUGUAUCUUUAACAGUGAACAAUUAUGGCAACGCUAUCAGUGCUAUAAAUCAAGAGAUGAACAGGAGAUUUGCCUUAUUGCCCCACAUCGAUUCCAUCAUACCGAACAAUGGCUUUGUUUCCGGACGUACAAGAAUAACCAUAGUUGGAUCUGGUUUCUCAAACAACAACGCCACUGCCAUAACAGGCUUAGGCUGUAGUAUUGUCUCAAUGAAUUACACAAACAUUAUUUGUGACACCCAAGCCAGUUACGAACACACUGUUAAUGUCCAGGUGACAGUCAAUGGAAUUACAGCACUGUGCAAAGGAAGCUGUAACUUCUUCUAUACCAACUCAAUCACAGUGGUUGCAUCAAGCAUUUCCCCAAAUGUAGUUCGCAACACUUCAACUUUGUUGAACAUUUAUGGCAGUGGAUUUGGAGCAGACAUUAACGACAUAGCAGUUUCCAUUGGAGAAAAAAGCAUGGCAGCCAGUGUGGUAGAUGUCAAUGACACAAAAAUUAUAUGCAGUGUAGAUCCAAUUCCUGCUGGGAGCUAUCUGGUCAGAGUUGUUGCCCUAAGCAAAGGCUUGGCCCAGAACAACUUGACCAUAAAUAGUCCUGCUGAAGCUGUACUUUUAACACCAUCUGGAAGUGUUCUAGGUGGAACCGUUUUGCAGAUAGAAGGAAAUGGAUUCUCCCCAAUAAAUACUACGGUGAAAGUUGGUGGCGUCCCAUGCUUUAUUCUGUCAGUAACCCCCGGCAGGAUUCAAUGUGUUACUCCUGCAAGCUCAGCUGUCAAAAUUGUCAAAGUAAACAUUUACAUACCAUCUGCAUCGUAUCUAUCACUCAACUAUUCCUACUCAGAGAUGGACACUCCUACAGUAACGUCAAUUUUCCCCAGCACAGGACCAUCAGGAACCACCAUCUCUGUUUUUGGUACACAGUUUGGUUCUGAUGCCACAAGUGUUACAGUGACUAUCGGAAAUGCCACAUGUGUCAUCACCUUCAUAUCAGAUACUUUACUGAACUGCACAGUGACAGACCACUGGGGAGGAACAUUCCCAAUAUCGCUACAGAAUAAGAAAGGCUUUGCAAGAUCCAGUGCAACAUUUACAUAUGAACUGAGUAUGACCAGCAUCUUUCCAAAUCAAGGAAGCUUUGGUGGUGGAUUGAUGCUCUCUAUUGCUGGCUCUGGGUUUGAUGACACGCUAUCCAAGGUGCUGAUCUGCAACUCUGAGUGCAAAAUAGAUCAAGUGAGAUCUAAUGCAAGCUUCCUUCUCUGUGAAUUGCCUUUGAAUAAUGCAACAAACGUUACUUCUCAGAUCUGUAAUGUUGGUGUCAUUAAUGCAAACAAUGCUGUCUGGAUCAACAACUCCUUUACCUACUCUACUGCACUAACCCCUCUUAUAUAUGAUGUCACCCCCAAGAGAGGAGGAACCGCUGGGGGGACCAGACUUACCAUCACCGGAUCUCUGUUUGGCAAUGACACCUCACAGAUCACUGUCACAAUUGCUCAGUCCCCGUGCAUUGUUCAAUCAGCUAACAGCGCACAGAUUGUUUGCAUUACCACAGCCCAUUCCCCUUCAGAAAAAGCCAAGGUCCGGGUGAAUAUCGAAGGCCAAGGAGUAGCUCCAAUGGACAAUGCUGACUUUUUUUAUAUUGAUGUUUGGUCCUCUAAAUAUACCUGGGGAGGGGAAUCACCCCCAGAUGAAGGUUCAAUGGCUGUCAUCACUAAAGGACAAACUAUCCUACUGGAUCAAAGCACUCCAGUGCUGAAGAUGCUGCUGAUUCAAGGAGGAACUCUGGUAUUUGAUGAAGCUGACAUUGAGCUCCAGGCUGAGAAUAUUCUUAUUACAGAUAGCGGUGUUAUGCAGGUUGGAACUGAGGCUGCCCCAUUCCAGCACAAAGCCAUCAUCACUCUGCAUGGGCAUAUACGCUCCCCAGAGCUACCUGUAUACGGGGCAAAAACAUUGGCAGUCAGGCAAGGAACUUUGGAUCUUCACGGUAUUCCAGUGCCAGUAACUUGGACCCGUCUAGCGCAGACUGCAGAAGCUGGAAGCUCUACUCUGUUUCUACAGCAAAGUGUGACUUGGAAAGCUGGGGAUGAAAUUGUGAUUGCUUCAACUGGACACAGGCAUAGUCAAAGUCAGAAUGAGAAGAUGACUAUACAAUCUGUGUCUGCUGAUAACAAAACCCUGACUUUAAGUCAGCCACUGGUAUACCAGCACUUAGGCAUAUCAGUCACCUUGCCCGAUGGAACAGUCUUUGAAGCCAGAGCUGAAGUUGGCCUCCUUACAAGAAACAUUCUGGUUAGAGGUUUCACCAAUACAGAAUGGAGUGACACAAUACCAGCUUGUCCAGAUGGAUUUAAUACAGGUGAAUUUGCUACACAAACAUGUUUCCAGGGACGGUCUGGAGAGACAAUAGGAAGUGAUCAGUUUGGAGGAUGUAUAAUGUUUCAUGCACCAGAGCCUGGCAAGCUGCUGUCCAUUGGAAGAAUAGAAUAUGUAGAGAUUUUCCAUGCAGGUCAAGCUUUCCGGUUGGGACGUUAUCCUAUUCACUGGCAUUUAAUGGGGGAUGUCCAGUUUAAGUCAUAUGUACGGGGCUGUGGAAUCCACCAGACCUACAAUAGAGCAGUAACUAUACACAACACUCAUCAUCUUCUUGUUGAACACAACGUCAUUUAUGACAUCAUGGGAGGAGCCUUCUUCAUUGAGGAUGGCAUAGAACAUGGCAAUGUGCUUCAGUACAACUUGGCAGUAUUUGUCCAGCAAAGUACCAGUCUACUGAAUGAUGACGUUACACCAGCAGGGUAUUGGGUAACAAAUCCAAACAACACCAUUAGGCACAAUGCAGCUGCUGGUGGCACACAUUUUGGUUUUUGGUACAGAAUGCACGACCACCCAGAUGGUCCAUCGUACGACCCGAACAUUUGCCAGAAACGAGUGCCACUUGGUGAAUUCUACAACAACACUGUUCACUCUCAAGGAUGGUUUGGCAUCUGGAUAUUUCAAGAGUACUUUCCCAUGGUAACAGGAUCUUGCAGUUCUUCUACACCAUCUCCUGCUGUUUUCAAAUCAUUGACCACAUGGAACUGUCAGAAAGGGGCUGAAUGGGUAAAUGGAGGGGCUCUUCAAUUUCAUAACUUCACCAUGGUAAAUAAUGAAGAUUCUGGCAUAGAAACCAAGAGGGUUAUUUCAUCUAACGUUGGUGGAUGGGGUGAGACCUAUGGAGCUGUCCUUAAGAAUGCCAUAAUUGUGGGCCAUCUGGAUGAACUAGGACUUGGCUCUAGUUAUUGCACAGCUAGGGGCAUAACUCUACCAUUCGAUGAAGGACUGACAGUAUCAUCAGUCAAGUUUAUGAAUUUUGACAGACCAAACUGUGCAGCGAUUGCAGUGACAUCAAUUACUGGAGUGUGUGGUGACAGGUGUGGAGGUUGGAGUGCAAGGUUUAAUGGAAUAGAAUAUUUUAAUGUACCUAACAAGGCUGGAUUUCGAUGGGAACAUGAAGUUGUUUUAACUGACAUGGAUGGAACUCUUACAGGACAAACAGGAGCAAAGGUGGUACCAGCAAGUGGACUGCUUGACCCAUCGCAGUGUAGCCAACAUAGUGAUUGGAGUGCUGGUUUUCCUGGUUUUGUCUGUAACUCUACAGUCAGUUUUCACCGACUGGCAUUCAAUAACCCAUCUCCAUCAUCCCUUCUGUGGAAAGAUGUCAUCAUUUCCAACUCCUUUGGUCGCACUGUUGUUCCCUGCUUACAUUUACGUUUAACUCACCCGGAUGGAUGGAUGGCCUUGCUGCCUAAUGCUAAUUCCUUCAAUUGGUAUUUCAGCAAUGUGAAUUUCAUCACAAAUAUUUCAUACACUUCAACUUUCUAUGGAUUUAAGAGUGAGGACUAUGUGAUGAUAUCACACAACCUAACUCAGCAGCCAGAUAUGUUUCAAAUAACUGACGCGCGUAAUGGGUCUACACAGCCUCUGAACUACAAUAACAAUACUAAUGGAGACUGGUACUUUGAUGGCAACACAACUGCACUGACUUACCUGGUGUCUGGAAAACGCAAGCUCCGCAGACGUGCAGUGGCAGGAAUGCUGGAUACAACUAUGUCUAACACAAAUGUAAACUUACUGGUCUAUCAGUGCUACUUCAAAAAUUGUGUCCCUCCUCCUCCUCCUACCAUAACACCAACAGCUACAAAGUAUGAUUAUUGGUCUAACAACUCCUUCUGGCAAUCCUCUGUAGAAAACAAUUAUACUGUCCCGAAAAAUGGAUCAACUGUCAUCAUUCCUGCAGGCAAGUGGGUUAUAGCAGAUACAGACAUGCCCUAUCUAGAGAAACUUAUCAUUUAUGGUAAAUUGGAAUUAAAAAACCUCACAAAUAGUUCAAUAGCGGGAUCAGCACCCUCCUUCAAAACAACUGUCCUCAAUGCCACCUAUAUCUCUAUACAGGGUGGAAGUUUAAUAGCAGGAACAGAAACUGAUCCAUUCCAGGGAGAACUACGUAUUGUAUUAAGAGGAAAUCAUUCAACUCCAGAAUUCCCAUUGCCGGAUGGACCAAAUCAGGGAUCAAAGGUUCUAGGUGUAUUUGGAGACCUUGAUCUUCAUGGACUUCCACGUGCUGUAUAUAGGACUAAGCUGGCAAAUACAGCACCAGCUGGAUCACAGUACAUCAUCCUAGCAGAACCUGUGGACUGGAAGGUCGGUGAAAAUAUCCUUAUAACCACCACCAGUUACAGUGCCUGGCAGACAGAAACCAGGAGGAUUAUUGCUGUAUCACCUGACCAGAGAAACCUCACUUUAAAUGCCUCUCUCACUUUCAACCAUACAGAAAACACCUAUCAAGUCCCCAACACAAACCUGACCUACACUCUGGCAGCAGAUGUGGCUCUGCUCACUAGAAACAUCAAGAUCAUUGGGGAGGAUUACCCAGGCUGGUCCAGUGAAUCUUUUGGAGCUCGUAUUCUUGUCAGCACAUUUUCAGCCAAUGGGAUGGUCUAUCAGGGAAAUGCAAGAAUAGCGAAUGUGGAAUUCUACCACAGUGGUCAGGAAGGUUACAGAGACCCCAUAGAUCCCCGCUAUUCCUUGGCGUUCCUCAACCUUGGAGAGGUACUGUCCAAUGAAUCCUAUGUCAAAGGAUGUGCUUUCCAUAAUGGAUUCUCCCCAGCAAUUGGAGUCUUCUACACAAAUGGACUUAACGUUGAUAACAAUGUUAUUUAUUUUACUGUAGGAGAAGGAAUUAGAGUGCUGGGAGAUCGGGUGAAUGUGAGAGGAAAUCUUGUGGCGCUUUCUGUCUGGCCUGGUACAUAUCAAGGCAGAAUGGAGACAACUAAUACCCUGUGGCAUGCCGGAAUAGCGAUCAAUGAAGGCAGUGACAUUGUUCUACAGAACAAUACAGUGGCAGGAUUUGAACGAGCAGGAUAUCGUAUUAAUGGUGAACCUUGUUCAGGUUUCUCUAAUCCUAGUCCAGCAUGGUACAAUAAUGAAGCUUAUGGUGGGUUAUAUGGCAUCUACAUGAAUGCAGAUGGCCUUCCAGUGUGUUCACGUGUGAGAGGGUUUUUGAUUUGGAAAUGCUGGGAUUAUGGAAUCUACGCUCAGACCGUCUCCUCAUUGCAGAUCUCUGAUGUGAUCCUGGCAGACAAUGGAAUGGGUAUACUUUCUAUAGUCUACACUCCUCCUUCAGUUUCUCACGAAAUUUCCAAUAAGACUGUUCAGAUCACGAAAUCUCUGCUUGUUGGAAGCAGUCCCAACUUUGAUUGCACUGAUAUUCUCACAAACAGUGACCCCAACCUCCUAUUUUCUGACCAACAUCGCAGUCACAGACCUCUGACAGGUGGCAGAAGUGGCAUCUGCUGGCCAAACUUUGUUUCUGGUCAUAACGCGGCACCACAGCAUCCUAUGGCAGGAGUAAUGAGCUACAAUGCAAUCAGUGGACUAAUGACCGUGGAAGAUACAAUAUUUGUCAGCUACAAAAAUGUGUGCUCUGGAGAGGCCAAUGUGAUGUUGAUGACCAACCCUGAGAGUGAAGACUUGCAGCACCCCAUAGAGGUCUCCAGACUGGUGCUAGUGGACAGUACGGAGGACCAGAAAGUCUUCAUCCACCGACCAGAUGUGAGCAAAGCUAACCCAUCAGACUGUGUGGACAUGACCUGUGAUGCAAAGAGGAAGACCCUCUUGAAAGAUCUCGAUGGGUCCUUCUUGGGAAAAAUAGGUGCUGUAGUACCACAGUCAGAAUGGCAGUGGAAUGGAGACAAGAGAUAUGGACUUGGAGAUUACAGAAUUCCGACAGUGAUGCUUACCAGUCUCAAUGGAAGCCGGAUACCGGUAUCACAGGUGGCUCCCUAUGAAGGAAUCAUCAGAGAUAGUACCUGUGUGUACAGAUCAUCCUGGGAGGCCUAUAAAUGUUCUGGACUGAAUUAUGAGAUGCUUGUCAUUGAGAGUCUGGACGCAGAUACAGAGACAAGGCGACUUUCCCCAGUAGCCGUGUUGGGAGAUGGCUAUUUAGAUCUCAUAAAUGGGCCCCAAGACCAUGGCUGGUGCAAUGGAUAUACCUGUCAAAAAAGGGUUUCAUUAUUUCACUCCAUAGUGGCAACAAACAAGUCAUUUGAUAUCUAUUUCACAAGCACCAGUCCCCAGAGCAUGCGCCUUAAGCUACUUAACACAGACGACUCCAAAUCUGUUCUUGUUGGAAUCUACUUCUCAAAUCCCCAGCGUCUGGAUGUUUAUGUGAACAAUGUCUAUAUAAACCCAACUAAUAUAGAAUGGAAGGGAUCUUCUGAUUUCACUCUCAAAGCUCCAACCUACCAAGGUCAAUAUAUGCCACAGCUGAGCUCUUCUGUGUUUGGAGAAAACUUCUUUGACAGAGACUACAACAUGCUGUAUGUCCUGGUCCGAGGAUCUUCCCCAGUGGAAAUACGCACAUCUCCCCUCAUUGUUCUUGCCUUUAAUCUGCCUGCAAUGACAGUGGACCAAUUUUACGGGGAGAACCUUGUGAGGAACCUGGCACUCUUCCUGAAGAUUCCUGCCAGCAAAAUUCGAAUCACAAAGAUCAUUACAGAGGGAUCCAGGCGAAGGAAGAGAGCAGCAGGGGGGCUCAGUGUCUCUGUGGAAAUUUCAGAUCCGCCUGCAGAACAGAAAAACACAACUUCUAACAACUCCACAGGUGAUCUGUCAUACUCAGACUUCCAGUCAAUAAGUCAGAACCUCGCAUCAGCUGCAAUCAAUGGAAGUCUCAGCAGUUACCUGAAUGUCACUGUUUCUUCAUUGUCAGUGUCCACUCCUGUGCCACCUCCGACUGACGCAGCCUGGAGCCAGGUGGCAGAGCAACCUGUUAUCAGCAGGAACCAGUCAUCAUCCACUGGAAACUAUCUGGCUACAGUAUCCUCGCUGAAAGUAAUCCGUGAACCUGUGGCUGGAUUGCCGGGACAAGUGCUGUCACAACAACCAUCUAUAAUGGCCGUAGACUCUAAUGGAAAUUGUGUUUCUGUGAGUAGCAGUUCAUUGUCACUAACAGCAAGACUGAAAUAUGCAAAUAACACCUACGUCAGCAAUGGACUGACGGGGAACGCUACCAUAUUGUUUGACAGCUGCUGGGCCAACUACACCGACCUUGUUCUCAACCUACCAGGUACGGGAUACUCGUUGGAAUUCGAACUGAACAAUGUCUUCGCUCAGACCAGGUCAUUUGAUGCCAAAACCUUAAAUUCAACAACAACUGCUUCGCAAACAACGGCUCCACAAACAAAUGCUUCACAAACAAAUGCUUCGCAAACAAAUGCUUCACAAACAACUGCUCCAUCAGACCCAGGAAAUAAUGAUGAUGGAGACUCAGCCAUGUCCCUCUACAGCCCCUUCCAUAAUCUGCUGGUACUGGUGGUCACACUGAUUACCAUCAAUCUUUUUAUGGGCGAUCAUUAAGUCAUAUUGAAUCACUGAUCAGUUUGAUCGUCAAGGACAAUAGAAAGUGGCUGAAUAAUUAGAGAAGAUACUUUUCCAUGUGUUAAAAAAUCAACAUUUUCAAUAUUUACUAAGUGCUGUGAAGACAUUUAACAUAGCAUAAUGCAUAGAACAUGCCUUUGUAAGAACAUUAUUCCAAAUUGCUUUAUAAAUCAUACAGUAUAUGUACAGCAUGCUGCAUCAUGAAAGUAAGUGUAAAAAUAAACAAGGUUACAACUUC